Molecule: messenger RNA, 711 nt
Organism: Seminavis robusta
Lineage: Eukaryota; Bacillariophyta; Bacillariophyceae; Naviculales; Naviculaceae
Source: the annotation of a GenBank genome assembly
AUGAGCGACUUGGGGCCCUUUGUAGCCGCUCACUUGCGGGACAAAGUGGUAGCCGAUCUGCUUCAGGAGAACAAGCAACUGAAGAUCCAACUGAAAAGUUCUCGAAGGAUUGCCAUUGCUGGUCCAGGAGGGUCGCCGGUCUAUGCCGAGAAAGAUUUCGCUCAUGGUCGCUAUGAUCCAACAGAGAGGGCUGGGGAGUGGUGGGAAGUGCCUUUCUCCGAAGUGCCUGGCCAGCAGACCGACAACUGCUGCACUCUCUCCACUCUGCCAACCUGCGAAGUUCGCAUCGGUAGCUUUGUCAAGCUCAAGAUGGGAGAGUUUGAUCAAUUGUACGUGAGCAACUACAGUAGGGAGCUAGCCAUGGUGAAGGUGAAGUAUAGUAGCAUCGACCCUUGCUUGGAGGUUGGGGUGCACAUUCCCAUGAGUGAGCCGCUGUUCCAAUCCAUAUAUUCUAGGACUCAGCGCUUGGAUAGUGGGUCAUCACUCUUUAUGGAUCUUAUCCCAACGGACACGGAUCUUCCUGUGAUCUUUGAAGAGGUCGUCUUCCAUGCCGAAUCUGCAAGGCAAGCACUCUUAGACUUUGGAGUCGAAGGAGUGGAAUGGCUCGACAGGGAAGACACAAGUAGUGAGGAAUCGGCAACAGAAGGUCUGGGCAAGACCUGCAGUGGCCGUACUGGUACCGGCACAGGCAAGUCCACAGGGACGCCUUGA